Messenger RNA from Cajanus cajan (pigeon pea), 1658 nucleotides. Its product is annotated as plant UBX domain-containing protein 10. Gene Ontology annotation, cellular component: endoplasmic reticulum. Lineage: Eukaryota; Viridiplantae; Streptophyta; Magnoliopsida; Fabales; Fabaceae. Gene Ontology annotation, biological process: ERAD pathway. The record is from RefSeq and is a predicted model, not a curated record. Gene Ontology annotation, molecular function: ubiquitin binding.
UUUGAUGUUGAGCUAUCAAAUGAACGGCAAAUUCGGCCUCAAGGAAAGAAUCUUCUUUAUACUUUGUCUAAGAAAGAAAAAUAAAUAUGGCAUCUAAACAUUCUUCGACAAUCCUCGUGUCUUUUCUAUAGAAGAAGACAUCAAAGAAAGAGUGAGACAUUAAUUGCAUGGUAAACUUGAUUUCCUCUAACAUUUCGAUAAUCACACAUGUACAACAUCAUUAUGUUGUUACAUUAGAAUACCCGAAACUAAUUGUGGAAAGUUGAGACAUAAGAAAUGCCAUCAACGGUGAGGGAUCACAGGAUUGUUCGGAGGAUGGCAAGUCUUCCUCGAAGCAUAAUGGGGGGUAUUUCAAGGGCAAUGGGGGAUGGUAUGUGCUUAGUAGGAAUAGGAAGAAGAAGAACAAACCAACGUGCACAUUUUCCAUCGCAGCCUCAAGAUCAUGUUCCACAACCACGUGAUCACGUAGUGGUUCCUGAGGAAUGGAGUUUCCUAGAGAGCUUUGAGCAGCAAUAUGGCACCAAACAUCCUUUCUUCUAUGCUUGCCGUUUAGGGGAAGCCAUGAAGUUAGCAGAACAAGAGCACAAGUUCUUGCUCAUGUACCUUCACUCUCCUGACCACCCUUUUGCAAACGUUUUCUGCAAGGAGACCCUGUGUUCGGAGCUAGUGACCCAGUUUCUUGAUGUGAAUUUUGUUUGCUGGGGUGCUCUUGCAGAUAGAGGAGAGGGACUGCAAAUGGUUGCAACGCUAAGUCCUGCUACCUUUCCCUGUUGUGUUGUCAUAGCCCCUGCUUCUGGUGAGAGCAUAGCAGUGCUGCAACAGCUAGAGGGACCCCUUUCACCAGCUGAGCUAGUGGAGAUUCUACAGAGAACUUUGGAAGAACAAGGGGUGGCUUUUGGAAGUGCCAAAGCCAAGCAGGAAGAAAAGAUCCGAACAGAUCGUAGGCUUAGAGAAGAACAAGAUGCUGCUUAUCUGGCAGCUUUGCAAAUUGACAAGAAAAAAGACAAACUCACUAAUUUAUCUUCGAGAGAGAGAGUUCAAAAGCCAGUGGAAUCUCAGAACAGCACUAAUUAUGGAAGAAUGGGGACCAAUUCUACCAAUGUCACUAAACAGCACAACAAAGUGAAUGAGUCCUCUGGAGAAAAACAAGACAAGGGAAUUGCAAAUAAAGGAAGCGAGUCUCAGCCCACACAGAUACUGAUAAGAUUUCCAAACGGUGAAAGAAGAGAGCAUACUUUCCUCUACACAGACAAAAUCCAGUCCAUUUUCUCAUACAUCGAUUCAUUAGGUUUGCCGGGGAUUGGUAACUACAGGUUGAUAUCAAACUUCCCAAGAAAAGCUUAUGGUGUUGAUCAAAUGAGAAUGACACUCAAAGAAGCUGGCUUGUAUCCUAAAGCUAGUGUGUUCCUAGAGCCUUUGUGAACUCGAGUCCCAUAAAAGGAUAAAUUAUUACAUGGUUUGAGAAAAGCUCCAACCAUGUAAUAAUUAAUGCCGGUUAAGAUGCACAUGUGGCAACAUAAAUUUGGAUUGCAAUUAAUCAAAAUGAGAGCCAGAAAGAUUAUGUGGACUUCACUUGAACUCUUGAAGUGAUUAAGAUUUGAGUGCAUCACCAAAACAAUUUGUGGACUUCUUUCAUAUGAUAUUAUUUCUUCGUUUCU